Messenger RNA from Rhodofomes roseus, 1194 nucleotides. RefSeq lists its product as uncharacterized. Bases 376 to 1056 code for a protein of 226 amino acids. The transcript is spliced from 2 exons. The record is from RefSeq and is a predicted model, not a curated record. Lineage: Eukaryota; Fungi; Basidiomycota; Agaricomycetes; Polyporales; Fomitopsidaceae.
UGAUAUCCGCAGGUUGAGGGGGAGUCAUAUCCCCGUCUGCACGGUGCAGAUGUGCGCAGCACAGGCUCGGAGAGCGUCCAAGAGCUUGAGUCGGAGGAGAAGACCGGUGAGCGAGUGAUUUAUGUAAACAGCGACGCGUCGGUGUCGGUGUCCAUUGCGAAGUUCACGGUGGACGAGGACUGCCGUCCAUCUUCUUCGAGAGGGCCAAAGAAACGCAGACAGCAAGCAGCAAGAGCAAGGCCGUGUGAUCAAGAACGCGACUGAGUUACAGCACGCAGCGAGGGACUGCGCAGAACGCCUAUCGAAACGAGAAAAGUCUAGAAACUUGAAGGAAGAUAGUCGCCGGUAUUUGGAAUCAAAGGCCCCUCAGCUUGGAUGAGAGGCGGUGUGAACUCGUCGAUUCUGCAAGAAAAUGGCCAAGGACGAAGACAUGAGAAGAGCGAUUGCGUUCGCUUGGGAGCCUCGAUACGAAUCAACUCCGCCGUGGCACGCGAGAUGGGCCCCCCGGGCCACCUCCCGCCUAGCCGACGCAAAUAUCGCGUCCUCUGGCCCACCUCGUCGUCAGCACCGUCUAGAAAAAUCUCCUGGUGGUUCCAGCCGCUAUUUCCCGCUCAGCGUAUUUUCGUGUCUGGUGGCAGAGAGUAUGCUGUGAUUGUGGCCAGAGUCAAGCCGUCCGCCCUUCUGAGUCUGGCCAAGCGCGUCGCCCCAUCGCCCGAGUCUCCUCCCCUACACACUGGCGACAAUACCACGGGCCCUCACCGAAGAACCCUUCAAACGACAAAGCGACAAACUCCGGUCGCCUAUGGUCUCUGGAUCCUACUGCCUGCUUUCGCUUCAAGUGACAUGAAGAUCCCCCUCCGCGCUGGACCAACUCUGUCAAUGUUGCGACCAUCUUCGCCGAUUCGGCGGCUACAAACGUCUUCUCUGGCAUGUCACGCUCAGAUAUGGAUCCUCCAGGAUGCACCAUUCUUCCCUACGGUAUCCUCGGCACGAUUCCACUUGAGGCCUCAGAAGUGGCAGGCGACGAGUGGGAAGGACGCGGAGAGCUCAGAGUAACAGCGCGAGGGAUCGAUAUCUGAUUCGAGACAUACUACGGUUCAUCAGAGGCCCAAGUCGACGCGGACACGGCUACAGAAUGCCAGACUAUGCCAAAACCAAUGCGUCAACGUUGCAAACAUCACGGGCCUGACCGAC